AUGGCCCACCCAGCACAACUAGGACUACAAGACGCAUCCUCCCCAAUUAUAGAAGAACUUAUACACUUCCAUGACCACGCAUUAAUAAUUGUAUUUCUUAUUAGUACACUUGUAUUAUAUAUUAUCACGACAACAGUUUCAACAAAACUAACUAAUAAGCACUUACUUGAUGCUCAAGAGAUUGAAAUGGUUUGAACAGUUAUACCGGCCCUGGUGUUAAUUACAAUUGCCUUACCAUCACUUCGAAUUCUCUACCUAAUAGAUGAAAUUAAUGAUCCUCAUUUGACUAUUAAAGCUACAGGACAUCAAUGAUACUGAAGUUAUGAAUAUACUGACUAUGGUACACUAAAUUUUGAUUCAUAUAUAACACCAACUCAAGACCUAAUACCAGGCCAAUUUCGACUUCUUGACACGGAUAAUCGAAUAGUUGUCCCCAUAGAAUCCCCUGUACGUAUAUUAAUUACAGCUGAAGAUGUCCUUCAUUCAUGGGCAGUUCCGUCACUUGGGUUAAAAAUAGACGCUGUACCCGGCCGCCUUAAUCAAGCCACUUUUAUUGCCACCCGACCGGGAAUCUUCUUUGGGCAAUGCUCAGAAAUUUGCGGCGCAAAUCAUAGCUUUAUACCUAUUGCAAUCGAAUCGACACCAAUUAAACACUUUGAGUCUUGAUCUUCAUCAAUAUUAGCAGAAUCCUCAUUAAGA
Erpetoichthys calabaricus (reedfish) is the source of this 699-nucleotide messenger RNA. The record is from the annotation of a RefSeq genome assembly. NCBI's taxonomy places the organism in Eukaryota, Metazoa, Chordata, Cladistia, Polypteriformes, Polypteridae.